Molecule: messenger RNA, 5489 nt
Organism: Pteronotus mesoamericanus
Lineage: Eukaryota; Metazoa; Chordata; Mammalia; Chiroptera; Mormoopidae
Gene: NUP155
Product: nucleoporin 155
Exons: 35
Coding region: 122-4297 (1391 amino acids)
Biological process (GO): transcription-dependent tethering of RNA polymerase II gene DNA at nuclear periphery; RNA export from nucleus; protein localization to nuclear inner membrane
Cellular component (GO): nuclear pore; nuclear pore inner ring
Molecular function (GO): structural constituent of nuclear pore
Source: RefSeq, a predicted model, not a curated record
GCCGAGGCGCUGGUUUGGCGCGCGCGCCCUGAGCCUUGGGUCUGAGCUAGCCUUCUGGAUUUUUGCUCAUUUCUCCUUGGCUUUUGACUUUUUCCGAACACUACUGUCUUCGAUUUUCAAGAUGCCGUCUUCUUUACUGGGCUCGGCGAUGCCGGCCUCCACGUCGGCCGCAGCCCUGCAGGAAGCGCUGGAAAAUGCGGGGCGGCUCAUCGAUCGUCAGUUGCAAGAAGACCGCAUGUACCCGGACCUUUCCGAGCUGCUCAUGGUGUCUGCCCCAAAUAAUCCUACUGUUUCUGGCAUGUCAGAUAUGGAUUAUCCACUACAAGGACCGGGUUUGCUGUCGGUGCCAAACCUUCCAGAGAUCAGUUCCAUCCGAAGAGUUCCUCUCCCACCUGAACUUGUUGAACAGUUUGGACACAUGCAGUGUAACUGCAUGAUGGGCGUGUUUCCUGCCAUCAGCAGAGCUUGGCUCACAAUCGACAGUGACAUAUUCAUGUGGAACUAUGAGGAUGGAGGGGACCUUGCCUAUUUUGAUGGACUUAGUGAGACUAUUCUUGCCGUGGGGCUUGUGAAACCAAAAGCUGGCAUCUUUCAGCCUCAUGUACGACACCUCCUGGUUUUGGCAACCCCUGUGGAUAUAGUGAUUCUUGGACUCAGCUAUGCUAAUUUGCAAACAGGUCCCGGAGUUCUGAACGACAGUGUGUGCGGCGGGAUGCAGCUGCUCCCAGACCCUCUGUAUUCCCUUCCCACUGACAACACUUACCUUUUAACAAUAACUUCCACCGAUAACGGCAGGAUUUUCUUGGCUGGAAAGGAUGGCUGUUUAUACGAAGUAGCAUACCAGGCAGAAGCAGGUUGGUUUAGCCAAAGAUGUAGGAAAAUCAACCACUCGAAGAGUGCGCUAUCCUUUCUUGUUCCUUCAUUGCUACAAUUUACAUUUUCAGAAGAUGAUCCUAUUGUUCAAAUUGAAAUUGAUAAUUCUAGAAACAUUUUAUAUACACGAUCUGAGAAAGGAGUAAUACAAGUUUAUGAUCUGGGCGGCGACGGACAGGGAAUGAGCAGAGUUGCCUCGGUGUCACAGAACUCCAUUGUCUCUGCCGCUGGGAACAUUGCCAGGACCAUAGAUCGUUCUGUUUUUAAACCAAUUGUUCAAAUAGCAGUGAUUGAAAAUUCCGAGUCACUGGACUGUCAGUUAUUGGCUGUCACACAUGCUGGGAUAAGGUUGUACUUCAGCACGUGUCCGUUCAGGCAGCCACUAGCACGACCUAAUACGCUGACGCUGGUUCACGUCCGCCUGCCUCCUGGAUUCUCAGCGUCUUCAACAGUGGAAAAGCCUUCAAAGGUACAUAAAGCUCUCUACAGUAAAGGUGUUCUACUGAUGACAGCCUCAGAAAAUGAAGACAAUGACAUUUUGUGGUGUGUCAACCAUGACACAUUUCCUUUCCAAAAGCCAAUGAUGGAAACUCAGAUGACAACCCGUGUUGAUGGUCAUUCCUGGGCUCUUUCUGCAAUAGAUGAAUUGAAAGUAGAUAAAAUAAUUACACCCUUAAACAAGGAUCAUAUUCCAAUAACUGACUCACCAGUUGUCGUGCAGCAACACAUGUUGCCUCCAAAGAAGUUUGUUCUCCUCUCAGCCCAGGGGAGCCUUAUGUUUCAUAAACUUAGACCAGUAGAUCAACUGAGGCAUCUACUUGUGAGUAAUGUGGGUGGAGACGGAGAAGAGAUUGAAAGAUUCUUUAAAUUACAUCAGGAAGACCAAGCUUGUGCAACCUGCCUCAUCCUUGCUUGUUCCCCCGCUGCCUGUGAUAGAGAAAUAUCUGCUUGGGCCACUCGGGCUUUCUUCAGGUACGGCGGUGAAGCCCAGAUGAGAUUUCCAACCACCCUCCCCACCCCAAGUAAUGUUGGUCCCAUCCUGGGGUCUCCUGUCUAUGCUAGUUCUCCUCUUCCUAGUGGUGGUCCAUAUCCAAAUCCAUCGUUUUUGGGAACACCAUCUCAAGGCAUGCAUCCUCCUGUCAUGUCAACACCGGUGUGCGCUGUGGGAAACCCGGCAAUCCCGGCCGCGAGUAUGGGCUACACGGCAGGGCCAGAGAUUGUGUACUCUGGGAAACACAACGGCAUAUGCAUUUACUUUUCUCGGAUCAUGGGAAAUAUCUGGGAUGCUAGUUUAGUGGUGGAAAGAGUAUUCAAGAGUGGAAACAAAGAGAUCACUGCGGUUGAGAGUAGCGUUCCCUCCCAAAUGCUGGAGUCCGUGCUACAAGAACUAAAAGGUUUGCAGGAAUUUCUGGACAGAAACUCCCAGUUUGCAGGAGGACCAUUAGGAAAUCCAAAUACCACUGCCAAAGUGCAGCAGAGGCUGAUGGGAUUCAUGCGUCCUGAAAAUGGAAAUACCCAGCAAAUGCAACAGGAACUGCAGAGGAAAUUUCAUGAGGCUCAAGUGAGUGAAAAGAUUUCACUUCAGGCAAUCCAGCAGUUGGUCCGAAAAUCAUACCAGGCUCUGGCUUUAUGGAAGCUUCUUUGUGAACAUCAGUUCACUGUCAUUGUAGGUGAACUGCAGAAGGAAUUUCAAGAGCAGUUGAAAAUCACCACCUUUAAAGAUCUGGUAAUCCGGGACAAAGAACUGACCGGGGCAUUAAUUGCUUCCCUUAUCAACUGCUAUAUCAGAGACAAUGCCGCUGUUGACGGCAUCAGUUUACACUUGCAGGACAUCUGCCCACUUCUGUACAGCACGGAUGAUGCAGUCUGUUCCAAGGCAAAUGAGCUUCUCCAACGUUCCCGACAAGUUCAAAAUAAGAUGGAAAAAGAAAGAAUGUUAAGGGAAUCACUGAAGGAGUAUCAGAAAAUCAGCAAUCAAGUUGACCUUUCCAAUGUUUGUGCUCAGUAUAGACAAGUGCGUUUUUAUGAGGGUGUGGUGGAGCUCUCUCUCGCUGCUGCUGAGAAAAAAGAUCCUCAGGGUCUUGGACUUCAUUUCUAUAAACAUGGAGAACCAGAAGAAGACGUCAUGGGACUUCAGGCUUUCCAAGAAAGAUUAAACAGUUACAAGUGCAUUACAGAUACACUUCAGGAACUGGUAAAUCAAAGUAAGGCCGCCCCUCAGUCUCCCAGUGUACCCAAAAAGCCUGGGCCUCCUGUGUUGUCAUCGGAUCCCAAUAUGCUGAGUAAUGAGGAAGCAGGACAUCACUUUGAACAAAUGCUUAAAUUAUGUCAACGAUCCAAAGAUGAGCUCUUUAGUAUUGCCCUUUAUAAUUGGCUAAUACAAGCUGACCUUGCGGAUAAACUGCUACAGAUCACGUCCCCAUUUCUGGAGCCACAUCUAGCCCGAAUGGCCAAAGUUGAUCAAAACAAAGUCCGCUACAUGGAUCUGCUCUGGAGGUAUUACGAGAAGAGCCGCAGCUUCAGCAGUGCCGCCCGCGUCCUGUCCAAGCUGGCCGACAUGCACAGCACAGAAAUUCCACUCCAGCAGCGACUAGAGUACAUUGCUCGUGCCAUUCUUAGUGCCAAAAGCUCCACAGCCAUUUCCUCCACAGCUGCAGACGGUGAAUUCCUUCAUGAACUGGAAGAAAAAAUGGAAGUUGCUAGGAUCCAGCUUCAGAUACAGGAGACACUACAAAGGCAGUAUUCCCACCAUUCAUCUGUACAGGAUGCCAUAUCUCAGCUGGAUUCUGAGCUAAUGGACAUAACUAAGCUUUAUGGGGAAUUUGCUGACCCAUUUAAACUUGCAGAGUGUAAGCUUGCAAUAAUUCAUUGUGCCGGUUAUUCAGACCCUAUAUUGGUGCAGACCCUGUGGCAGGAUAUCAUAGAGAAAGAACUGAAUGACAGUGUGAUGCUGAGCUCCUCAGAUAGAAUGCAUGCCCUUAGUCUGAAGAUCGUCCUCCUUGGCAAAAUCUACGCCAGCACACCUCGCUUCUUUCCCCUGGAUUUUAUUGUGCAGUUCUUAGAGCAGCAAGUCUGUACUCUGAACUGGGAUGUGGGUUUUGUCAUACAGACAAUGAAUGAAAUCGGAGUGCCCUUGCCUCGACUGCUGGAGGUGUAUGAUCACUUGUUCAAGUCACGGGAUCCAUUCUGGAAUAGAAUGAAGAAGCCACUGCACCUUUUGGAUUGUUUACAUGUGCUGUUGACAAGAUAUGUUGAGAAUCCUAGCCAGGUUUUCAACUGUGAGAGGAGAAGAUUUACAAAUCUCUGCCUGGAUGCCAUUUGUGGUUAUCUGGUUGAGCUGCAGUCUAUGAGCUCUUCAGUAGCAGUACAAACCAUCACAGGGAAUUUUAAAUCACUUCAGGCAAAAUUAGAACGGCUUCAUUAAUUAUUGUAAUGUACUUUUUCCAUUCAUUUUGAACUGUAAAAUAAAAUCUCAUCUGGGUCCAAAUAGCAAGUGCUCUAAAUCUAAGAAAUCAAGACAAUUUUAAUAGAAAUGUGUUUUUCACAAGUGGGUAGUAUCUACAAACAACACAUUGGCCAGAUGAAUUCUUUUUUUACUACUUCUCUGUUUUAUAAUCAGGUCAAAAAACAACUAAGAUUUUUAAUGCUCUUAUUAACACACGGAUAAGGAAUAUUUAGGAACUCUUAUUUUGAAUUUUAAUGCAGGCAUAAAUUUUGAAUCUAUAGUAUUCAUUUUCAAAUUAAUCCAAAGAUGGUUGGUAUCAAAAUUUAAAUAGGCUAGCUGAGCAGGUCAUUCCCAUAAUACUGGAUUCUACAACAAGCCUUAAAAAGGCAAACAUACACUGUCUCUUUUAAGUUACUUAGGUGUUGGGUGUAUCCUUGGGAAGAAAUUUCCUCCAACUACUACUGAUGUCAGUUAGAGCCCUUGAAGAGUAAACAUAUCAGUUUGUUUUUUCAGCAGGUGAUACACUUCUAACUAAUGGUCUGUGUCCUGAAAACCUGUACAGGGAGAUAACUCUUUUUUUCCUAGUGCCUACCUAGUUCUUUGGCCUUGUGACUACUGAUUUUAUUAAAACAUUGAUUUCUCAAAAUGUGUGCAGCAAACCAGCACUUCAGCAUCAUCUGCGAGUUUGUUAGAAAUUCAGAUUAUUGAGCCCAUUUCCAAACCUCCUGGAUCCCUAACUGGGGGUGAGGCCCAGCUCUCUGUGUCUUAACAAGCCCCCUGGCGUGUGCUGGGGCAUGGCAGGUAGUGCGUGACAGGCUAUGGCUGGCCUGUGCAUUGAGCUCCUGAUCCGAUUCCGCCUCUCCCCCCAUGGAUGACCAGAGCCUCCAAGAUUCACCCAAGACACCCGAUAUGUAAAGCACAGUUGUUAGUAAUGUAGUUUUCAGGUUUUAAGAAAAUUGGAAUAACUAAACCAAAUGCCCCAAAGUCAUGGCAAUGAUGAGGGAAGAGAAGGGGGUGAGAAUGACCAGGACUAACCAAAAGUGAAGAGCAUAGCCUGCUCUCCUCUCACAUUUAUGCCACCAAGAAUAACGGCCUUCUCUCUGCUGUCACUAAGGCAUGUCUAACGAUUUUUAAAAUACACUUUGGAAAUAGAUUUUCUUCCAUGUUUAUU